Perognathus longimembris pacificus (Pacific pocket mouse) is the source of this 5625-nucleotide messenger RNA. RefSeq names its product serine and arginine rich splicing factor 11 (gene Srsf11). Gene Ontology annotation, cellular component: nucleoplasm. Gene Ontology annotation, biological process: RNA splicing. Gene Ontology annotation, molecular function: RNA binding. The coding region runs from base 3221 to 4474 and encodes 417 amino acids. Lineage: Eukaryota; Metazoa; Chordata; Mammalia; Rodentia; Heteromyidae. The transcript is spliced from 12 exons. The record is from RefSeq and is a predicted model, not a curated record.
GCUUUGUUUAACUACCUAUAUGGGCAUCAUAAGAUGACCAUCUACCUCAGUGUAGUUAUAGAAUGAGCAUUAGUAGCAUGUUAAAAUCUUAAGUUAUUAACAUUUUGAAACCCUUGUUAUACUGCAGUCCAUAUAGCUCUUUGCUUGCAGUAUUUUUUAAUUCUAAAAAUUAGAAAUCCGAUAUAUUUAACUUUUACUUUUCUUUAAAACAUGUUUAAGUUCAUUAGCACCAUAUCCCUAAUUUUGACUCCCUAUCUACUUAAUUUAAUGUUAAGUUUUAUUUUAAAAGUCAUUGAAGGUAAAUGGUUCACUCCAUAACACCUAACAGAAACCUUCAAAUAAAUGCAUGGGAUGUUUUUGUUUUAAAUAAAUGAGUAGGCUACUUUUAUUUCUUCAGUACUAACUUCCUGUUGAUAAUUUGGGGCCAAAAAAAAAAAAAAAACUCCCUCUUUGUGUAUCAGUAUACCAAGGGUUGCAAUGGAUUUUUUUCCCCUUUUUUUGGUGGAAAUUGAAGAUUUCCUGUAGCUUAGGUGCCAGAUGGGCACUGGGUGUUUUAUUUUUAUGCCAGAUUUUCUUGUUCAUUCUUGUUAUAUUUUCUAGAAUAUCUCUAAAUAAUAAAUUCUUCUCUCUGUUAUUUGUGUGUGUGAUUUUUGUAGUGGAGAAGGCAAAUGCAAAACCCUUCCAGAUGACUGAAAAACAGUGGGUCCUCUGCAGCUACAGGGGAUUCUAGACAUUAACUAAAGGCCAGCAAGCACUCAAGCCCCCCCAAGUGUUUUCCUGGUGUAACAAUUUGUUAACUACAUUUCUCUCUUUUUACAUUUUAGGCUGUUAAAGUAAUUUGACAGAAAAAAAAUGCAGGUUUUUUGGACCUAUAAAUGCCACUGUGACGAGACAGCACUAUUAUGCCAUUUUGUAAAAUUUUCUAAGGCAUAUUUUAUAAUUAGUUUGUUCCCAGUGUACUACUACUUGAUUUGCUUUUUGGUAACUAUAAAUUUUUAUCAAAUCAUUAACAUGAUAAAAAAAAAAGUUACUGGAUUUUAAGUUUAAAAACUAAUAAAUAUACUGACCAGAAUUUACCUGCCUUACCCUUGCUUUAGUAAACUGGUCAGUGGAAACAGUCUUGUUAAUUGUUGAAUUUACAUGCGAUCUUUGAAUAUAAAUGUUAAGACUUGCACCAUACAUUGUAAGAAUUGUGGAAUGUCUCAAAAAAAAUUACCUUUGGUUUUCUAAAGAGAUUAAAGUAUAUUCAAGGUGGGUUAAGGCAUGCUAUAUCUGUACAUCUGUACAUCUGUCUCCAUAAUAUUAAAGUGUUUGAGCCCAAUAUUACAGUUUUUAUAGAUACUUGAUUUUUGAGUUUGUGUAUACUUGGGUUCAGCAAUUUCUUUUAUGUUAGUCUGCCUGCUGUAUGGUAAGACUUAACCACCAACAAAAAGUUUACAGAAUUCAAAUUCAAGAUGAGAAAAAUAUACAGCUCUCAAAACAAAGGUCAUAUAAUGUAAUUUACAAAUGUUAUAGUUAAUCUUUAAUUUUAAAUGAAUUCUUAUUGGCUAAGUGUUAUCAUUUUCAAGCCUGGGCCAUAGUACAGUAUAUCAUAACUGGCUUUUAUAAGUAAUUUUAGACCACAGUCAUUUUUGUAGAUUAUUCUUGAAAGUGAAGUUUGAGGGAUUAUAUAUAGAAUUGAUAGAAAUAUUUAGCUUAGAAAUUUAUAUUUGUUGUACUUAUUUGUAGUAUGAUAAUGCUAUAUUAAUGUUACCUCCUCAAGUAAUGAUGUAUUCAAUCCUUUUGUCACCAUUCACUCUGGUUUUAGCUCUUACACUUACUUAGGUGUUGGUUAUGCUCAGUGUUUAGAACAAUAGACACAAAGUAUACGGUAAGGUAUAGUUUUAAUUGGUAAGAAUGAGAUAGCUAGAUUUUGAAGGGACUCUUAAUAGUAAUGGAUUUGGGGGAUAUCUAGGUUCCUUGGUUAAUGUUUGUUUCUUUUGUCUGUUUCUUUUUCUUUCAUUUCUACACAUUCAUGCAGUAUUUCAUGGUUCUAUCAAAGCAGCAGUAAAAAAAAUACUCUUGACGCAUGAAAAUUAACUGUUCUUUUCCCUGGUUCAGCCUGAACUAUAUACCAGGCCCUGCUGAAAAUACCACCCAACAGUUUUCUUCUGCAGCUUAUCCAGUUUCUCUUAAGUGCCCUGUACAUAUUGUAUGUUUUAUGAUGAGAUGCAGUUUCUUAAUAUGUAUUACAGAAAUACUACUGGUAUUUGCAAAUAUGUAGUUUAAUUGUAUUAUUGAACUCUCAUUUCGGGGGCUUGGGCACAUUAACAGAUUAAUCCAUCUGUAUAGGGCUUUUGCUGUUGGAUAGAAUUUAAAUUGUCUACAUAAAUUGUCUUAGGACCCUUAGAUUUUAUCUGAAUACACAGAUUAGGCUUUAAAAACAGACAUAUAUGUCGUUUUGGCUUAAGGAGUUUGGCUAAGUUAGCUUUUGAACUGACACUAUAUAGCAUCAUUUUUUGGUAUGGGUUAGCAUGGCACAUGUGGGGACAUAAAGCAUUUUACAGGUAAGGAAUGUGCCAUGUUGUUUUGCCUGUUCUCUCUUUCUCACUCACUCCCCCACACACAUCCAGUGUGUAUUCAGAGCCCUUCAGAAACAUUCAUUUUCAUGAAUCAGCAAAAGCCCUACGCUUGAUUCCAACAGAAUAUUUCCUUUACAUUUCCUUUCUUAAAUUUUACAAAAUUUGUAUGGUAGGUGUAAAGAAAAUAAAUCAUAGUAACUGUACCAUAUUAUUAACCCCUAAAUCAAACUUUUUUUGUCUUGUGUAUCUUGAUUUUUCUGUGUGCUUUAUAGUGAAGCAGCCGACACGAGUCGUUGUUCAUAAAACAGCUUUUGAAAGUUGAGAGCACACCCCUGGAGAACCGACUGUGCUUGCUUACGUUUGGUUCAUGACUUAAAAAUCGAGUACAGGUGAUGAAAUCUUGGCAGUGUUAACAAAAAAGUAGUGUGUAUUGUGCUAUUUUUUUACUCUAGAAACUUAACCAUAUGUAGAGAAAAAGGAAACAAAUUUUCACACAUUGAAGUUUCAUUCUGACAUAAAAUUAAUAAUAAAUAAUCAUAGAGAUCAAGCUUUGUAUUUUAGCGAACAUAAAGUACUUUCAGCAAACUCAGGUGGUGUAUCAGGGAGACAUUUUCUGGGUGUUUUUGUGUGUUUUCUGCCUCACAAGAGAGUGUGUUCUCAUGCAUGGAUGUUUCCCUGCAGGAGUUAUUCCUGAUGAGACUAAGGCUUUGUCUCUGUUGGCACCAGCUAAUGCAGUGGCAGGUCUUCUGCCUGGUGGUGGUCUCCUGCCUACACCUAACCCACUUACCCAGAUUGGCGCUGUUCCAUUGGCUGCUUUAGGAGCUCCUACUCUUGAUCCUGCCCUUGCUGCACUUGGGCUUCCUGGAGCAAACUUGAACUCUCAGUCUCUUGCUGCAGAUCAGUUGCUGAAGCUUAUGAGUACUGUUGAUCCCAAGGGCAUCUUUAGCCUUGCCAGUCAGGAUUUCAUGUGUAACUUUGGUCGGCCAUUGGCCACUGCCUCAGUUUCUCCCCAUCUGCAAACUAAAAGGUUGAAUCAUGUAGCUGCUGGUCUUGUUUCACCAAGUCUGAAAUCAGAUACUUCUAGUAAAGAAAUAGAGGAAGCCAUGAAAAGAGUACGAGAAGCCCAAUCCCUGAUAUCUGCUGCUAUAGAGCCAGAUAAAAAAGAAGAAAAAAGAAGGCAUUCAAGAUCAAGAUCACGUUCACGCAGGAGGCGGACUCCUUCAUCUUCCAGACACAGGCGAUCAAGAAGCAGGUCCAGGAGGCGAUCGCAUUCUAAAUCAAGGAGUAGACGACGAUCCAAAAGUCCAAGACGGAGAAGAUCUCAUUCCAGAGAAAGAGGUAGAAGGUCAAGGAGCACAUCAAAAACCAGAGAUAAAAAGAAGGAAGACAAAGAAAAGAAACGUUCCAAAACACCACCAAAAAGUUACAGCACCGCCAGACGUUCUAGAAGUGCAAGCAGUUUGCACAUUUCUGAUUUUAGAGAGAGACGAAGAAGAAGAAGCCGAAGUGGGACAAGAUCUCCUAAAAAACCUAGGUCUCCUAAAAGAAAAUUGUCACGCUCACCGUCCCCUAGGAGACAUAAAAAGGAGAAGAAGAAAGAUAAAGACAAAGAAAGAAGCAGAGAUGAAAGGGAACGAUCAACAAGCAAAAAGAAGAAAAGUAAAGAUAAGGAAAAGGAUCGGGAAAAAAAAUCAGAGAGUGAUAAAGAUGUAAAACAGGUUACACGGGAUUAUGAUGAAGAAGAACAGGGCUAUGACAGUGAAAAAGAGAAGAAAGAGGAGAAGAAAUCAGCAGACUCUGGGUCCCCUAAAACCAAGGAAUGUUCUGUUGAAAAAGGAACUGGUGAUUCACUAAGAGAAUCCAAAGUGAAUGGGGAUGAUCAUCAUGAGGAAGACAUGGAUAUGAGUGACUGAAUAUUGCCUCUGUAGGAAUCCAGCUGUACCCAUGCAUCAGUGUCAUUCCUUUGUGUGAUUUUUAAUGCUGUAAUUGUUCAUCUCAAACUUAGAUGUAUACAGCUCAAAAUUACGAAUGGUUAUAAAGCUGAUACUGAUACUUAUUUACAUCAAAAAGCUUUUAGAAAAUGGUAACCAACUUUUGUUAUGGUAAAAUCUGAGUAAACCAAGCAGUUUUACUAUUCUGGUGCUGCUUCAUAAUGAAAAUGAAAAGCUGCAUGCAUCUACAGCAGGCAUGGAUUGUUUAUGUUGUAUAAUCCCUUUUAUUAAGUAAGUUCACUUAUAGUAAUUCUAGAAUUUGAGUCAUUGCUGUAAUAGAGCCAUGUAGGGAAUGCACUGAUUGCAUGUUACUGUGGCAAGAAUAUCCUAAAUGUCAUUAAAAAUCCUCCAACAUGAUGGAUCUACUUAUGGUCUUGUUGACAUGACAAAUUAACAUUUCUUAGAGUUACAUCUGGAAACGAAUUUGAAGUAGAUAAUCCUUCAAGCCUUAUGGCUAAAUUUUGUGGCUUUGUUUAACUUAGAAAGGUUAUAUAUGCACUAACCUUUUUUAUGGCUAAUUAGGCUCUAAUUAAAGAAACAAGAUUUCAGAUAAAACUUCUCAGUAAGUAAUAGCAAAAUAUUUUGAAGUAGAAUUGUAUACUUUUCCAUAGGUAUUUAGGACUUUGUUUCCUGCAGUAAUUUAUUUCAUACCUGCAUCCCAUGAAAGCUAUCCACUUAUCCUGAGUCUGUUUUAAAUUUUUUUUCUUGUCCUGAUUUCAAUUUUCCACUUUGGUUUGUUUUAAACUCACUGUUGGGGGGUGGGGGUGGAAAUGAUAGUGCAUUUUAAAUUGACCUUCACAUGCUUUUUAAAUAUUAAGACAAAUUACUUGAUGAUGUACUUUUAUUUGAUCUCGAGUUGUAUAAAACCAAUUUGUGUUUCUCUUACUGCAUAGUAAUCUUAUGCACAGUGAUUCCAUGUUAUAUGCGUAGUUAGGCAACUGUUUUCUUAGUUACAGGAUUUCAAGCUUGACUUUUGUGCAGUUAAAACAAAAGUAGGCUACAGUCUGUGCCAUGUUGAUGUACAGUUUCUGAAAUUGUUUUACAUGACUUUGAUAAUAAAACCCUUAAACUUA